CUCUUUCCCAGUCUCAUUCCUUUCCCAUCGACAUCUUCACCUCUCACAGACCGAAUCUUCUCGAGAUGGCAACACUCGUGGACUCGAUCCUGAACUCCGACGCCUUUGGUGUCACCCCCUCCUCUCAGCGACAAACCCAGAGCGACCUCCCCUCCUCCUCACGUCCACGGCCGGCGCCUUCAGAGAGCAAUGGAUUAAACUCUGAACCAGACAUCUUCCCCGACGACGAAAUUGUCGGCGCCGCUCGAGGCAGAAACCCCAAUCCUUUGGACCGCAAUGUCUCCAAAGUCUCGGACAAAGCAGGCGAAAGAGUCCAACAAGCCUUUGAAGAUUUUCUCGAAUCUCACAUUGAGGAAACAUCCUCGUCAGCCAUCCCAGCUUCAAGUGAACUGAAAACAGACAAAUACUAUAUCAAUCAGAUUCAUGGUCUCCGUGAAUUUCAGUUGUCUACACUCUAUGUCGAUUACAGACAUCUCUUGACAUACAAAGAAGGUCCAGUGUUGGCCGACGCAAUCGCCAGUCAAUAUUACCGAUUUCUGCCCUUCUUGACCAAGGCUCUUCACAACCUUCUCGCCAAGUACGAACCGCUGUACUUCAAAGAUCACCGUCAGAUGACCAGCAAUGCCUCCCAGGCGGGCACUUCAAUGGCAGGAAAUGCCACCAGCGAAGGAAGUACUCAAGGUGACAAAACUAUCAAUCAACAAACUGACAAACUGUUCACCCUCGCCUUUUACAACCUCCCACUGAUCUCAAGAGUCCGUCAGCUGAGAACGGACCAGAUUGGGAAGUUGGUAUCUGUCUCUGGUACAGUGACAAGGACCUCAGAAGUCCGACCUGAGUUGGCUUUGGGUACUUUCAUCUGUGAGGCCUGUAAUGCCACCGUACCCAAUAUCGAGCAGACUUUUCGAUUCACCGAACCUACGGUCUGCCCUAACUUGACCUGCGGCAACAAAAUAGCAUGGAGACUCGACAUUCGGAACAGCACAUUUGUGGAUUGGCAGAGGUGCCGCAUCCAAGAAAACAGUUCCGAAAUCCCUACUGGCAGCAUGCCACGAACAAUGGAUAUCAUCUUGCGAGGCGAGCAAGUCGAACGCACCAAGCCUGGCGAGAAGUGUAUUUUUACUGGUACAUUAAUCGUUGUUCCGGAUGUCUCUCAACUUGGUUUGCCUGGGGUUCGACCUGAAGCAUCCAAGGACAACCCAAAUUUUCGAGGCGCCGACGCUGGAGGAGCUGGCGUGUCAGGUCUGAAAGCCCUGGGCGUUCGAGAUCUUACGUACAGGAUGGCCUUCCUAGCCUGUUUCUCGUGCCCCGACAUCACCACACCUGGCCAGACGGCCAACCAGCUCAAUGGACAAUCGAUGAACAUCUUGAAUUCAUUGCACCAGACAGAUCUAUUCGACCAAUACGACAGCAGCGAUCGAGCUCAAGAAGCGUAUCUAGAGACGCUCACGCCUGCUGAAAUCGAAGACCUCAAGUACAUGGUGCAUUCGGACAAGAUCUACAGCCGGCUUGUCAACAGUCUUGCCCCAAUGGUCUGGGGUCACGAGAUUGUGAAGAAAGGCCUGCUGCUUCAACUUCUCGGUGGAGUGUCCAAGAAGACUCCUGAAGGAAUGGCUCUUCGUGGUGACAUCAACAUUUGCAUUGUCGGCGACCCUUCAACCUCUAAGUCUCAAUUUCUCAAGUACAUCUCUUCGUUCCUCCCCCGUGCCGUUUACACCUCAGGCAAAGCUUCCAGUGCUGCUGGUCUUACUGCUGCAGUCGUCAAAGACGAGGAGACGGGUGAGCAUACCAUUGAGGCCGGUGCUCUCAUGCUCUCAGACUCGGGCACAUGCUGUAUUGAUGAGUUUGACAAGAUGGACGUGUCGGAUCAAGUAGCGAUUCACGAAGCCAUGGAACAGCAAACCAUUUCCAUUGCCAAAGCGGGAAUUCACGCUACGCUGAACGCUCGGACGAGCAUUCUCGCGGCUGCCAACCCUAUUGGUGGUCGCUACAACCGGAAGGCUACUCUGCGAAACAACAUCAACAUGUCGGCUCCCAUCAUGUCACGUUUUGAUCUCUUCUUUGUUGUCCUGGACGAAUGUAACGAGACCAUUGAUCGCCGCCUCGCCAGCCACAUAGUCAACUUGCACAUGCUGAAGGAUGACUUUGUACAGCCCGAAUUCUCCACGGAGCAGUUGCAGAGAUAUAUCCGGUUCGCAAGGACCUUCAAACCAGUCUUCACACCCGGGGCGAAAGCACUGUUAGUACAGAAAUACAAAGAUCUUCGAGCCAACGAUUCUGGUGGUAUCGGGCGCAACAGCUAUCGUAUCACCGUCAGACAAUUGGAAUCACUCAUCCGGCUCAGCGAGGCUAUCGCCAAAGCAAAUUGCGUCGAAGAAAUCACCGAAGAGUUUGUCCUCGAAGCAUAUGCGCUGCUCAGCAUGUCCAUCAUCAGCGUGGAGAAAGACGACGUUGACGUCGAGGACGAUGAGGAUGAAACUCAGGCGCAGGCCUCCGCAGCAACCGGUGAUAGCCCAAUGGCAGAUGGCGAUGAUGAUGAUGACGCCGCCGCCGGCGGAGCAGGGGAUCAGGCUGAACAUAAUGCAGACGGCACACCAGCGCCCGCUCGACACACGACGAAAAUCACGUUUGAGAAGUAUCAUCGGAUACAGCACAUGCUUGCGACCAAGAUCCGAGAUGAAGAGGAGCAGAAUGGCCAGGGACCGGAACACGAUGAGUUGCUCCUAUGGUAUCUCGAGCAAGUUGAGGACUCGAUCGGCACCGAGGAUGAGUUGCAAGCAGAGAAGUCACUGGCCAAGAAAGUGUUGAAAAGAAUGUUGAAGGACAAUGUCAUUAUCGCAAUCCGUGGCGAAGGAUUAGUUGAAGACGACAACGCCGACCAGGAGAAUGCUGAGGCACGAGUGGAAACCCUCUCGUAUGCCUUGCAUCCCAACUGUGGUAUCUUUGACGACGAAUGAGCUUUGGUUAGGGAGCAUCACGAAGUCGAUAUUCGACUUGUCCAAUUGUAGAGUAUGACAGCGUUUUGUGCGAGAGGACACACACACCACAGUUGGGCGUAUGGCGUAUGGCGUUUGUCGUGUCACGUGUAGGAUGACUUAUAUGAGGACGAUGCAGCCAUGAAAGAUCAACAUGUUGUAAAUCCAGUUGUUUCUUCUUUCGGUAACUAGACACUUUGACGUUUGUUGUUUGAACAGAGUUCUCAUUGUCAGG
Exophiala mesophila is the source of this 3210-nucleotide messenger RNA. RefSeq lists its product as uncharacterized. The record is from RefSeq and is a predicted model, not a curated record. Lineage: Eukaryota; Fungi; Ascomycota; Eurotiomycetes; Chaetothyriales; Herpotrichiellaceae. Gene Ontology annotation, cellular component: MCM complex; nucleus. Gene Ontology annotation, molecular function: single-stranded 3'-5' DNA helicase activity; ATP binding; single-stranded DNA binding. Bases 66 to 2957 code for a protein of 963 amino acids. Gene Ontology annotation, biological process: DNA replication initiation; mitotic DNA replication; double-strand break repair via break-induced replication. The transcript has 2 exons.